This is a messenger RNA of Ruditapes philippinarum (Manila clam), 1498 nucleotides long. Its product is annotated as pirin-like protein CC_0481. Bases 176 to 1102 code for a protein of 308 amino acids. The transcript is spliced from 8 exons. The record is from RefSeq and is a predicted model, not a curated record. Lineage: Eukaryota; Metazoa; Mollusca; Bivalvia; Venerida; Veneridae.
UCAGACACAGACGUUGUCUGUUAUUUAUCUAUACAUUUUCUGAAACAUUUAAUUGAAACGCUUGGCAUCUUCUUAUAUUUUAUUAUUUGACGAAUUAUUGGACAUCAGUAUUUUCGGAUUGUUGUUUUCGGAUAUAUGCUGAGAUUCGAACGGUAGAAUCAGCCUCAGGUAGGAAAUGCCACGUUCAAUCACCAAGGUCGUUACACCAAAGAUGACCCGAGAAGGUGGAGGGUUCAUGGUUAGACGUGUGCUUGGUGGAACGGCUUCAUCAUGUGACCCAUUUUUGAUGCUCGAUCACUUCGGGCCCGUAGAUCAUGGUCCAGGAGAAGCUAUAGGGGCACCAGAUCAUCCACAUCGAGGAUUUGAAACUGUAACUUACAUCAUUGAUGGUGAGUCACAACACAAGGACUCACAGGGUAACACGGGGGUUCUGGGUCCCGGCUGGGUUCAGUGGAUGACCGCCGGAAGUGGCGUAGUACACUCUGAGAUGCCGACAGAGAAGAUGCAGAAAUAUGGCGGGCGCAUGGAAGGUUUUCAGUUGUGGGUGAAUCUUCCCGCUGAGGAUAAAAUGAUUCCACCCAGAUACCAGGAUACUCCGCCUGAUAAAAUCCCUGUGGUUGAGUCACGUGACAAAAAAGUUCGAGUCAAAGUGAUAGCUGGAGAAUCAAUGGGUACAAAAGCUUACAUCGACACGAGGACGCCAAUUAUGUAUCUGGACAUCAGUUUAGAACCAUUUGCAAGUUUCAGUCAGACUGUACCCGACAGUUUUGAUGGGUUCGUCUAUGUCUGGAGAGGAUCUGGAAAAAUAGGAGGACGUGAAAUUGGACUUUAUCAACUUGGGUUUCUUGGUGCGGGUUCAAAUCUUGAUAUAACAGCAGACAAAGAUGGUUGUCGUUUGAGUCUGAUAGCGGGACAACCAUUGAAAGAGCCUGUAGUAUGGCAUGGACCUUUUGUGAUGAACACAAGAGAACAAAUAGAACAGGCUAUAUCAGAUUAUCACAGUGGUAAACUCGGUAAAAUUGAUGGAAUGGAGGAGAGAAUGAAACAAACAGAACAAGCCAAACAAAAACAAAAGCAAUCAGGAACAUGGGAUAAAAGAUAACCAUGUUUAAAAUUGACAAGAGAUGAGCAUAAACAUGUGUACUGAAUUUUAGUAUGCCUAAAGUUGAGAUUUUUUAUUGUCUUUCAAAGUUUGUGUGUGUUGUCUUUCAUAAUGUGAUAUUAUAAUGUAAUACCUUAACGUAUUUUAAUCGUGUGAUUGAAUCAUAUUCACUUCAUCAAAUUAUUCUAUUUUUCUAACAAGUUUUGUUGCCUGUCAUAUUUAAUACAAGGUGCCAUGUCUAGCUAUUGAAUUUUCUUUCUCUUUUUUCUAAUGUGUGCUAUUAUUUCUUCUGCCCCCUAUUUCAAACAAAUACUUAUGUCCUUUAUAUUUAUUAUUUAAAUUGCCGUAUAAUCCUUAUAAGUUAUGAUGGCUUAUCAGUUGUCUUUUGCGUUAUUU